Cornus florida is the source of this 1035-nucleotide messenger RNA. RefSeq names its product purple acid phosphatase-like. The transcript is spliced from 5 exons. The record is from RefSeq and is a predicted model, not a curated record. Lineage: Eukaryota; Viridiplantae; Streptophyta; Magnoliopsida; Cornales; Cornaceae. The annotation marks the transcript as partial. Gene Ontology annotation, molecular function: acid phosphatase activity.
UUGCAUUUAUCCUGUCUUGAUUCUAUCAAUCAUUUUUUUGCAGGGGAUCUUGGUCAAAGUUAUGAUUCAAACAAGACACUUACUCAUUAUGAAUUAAAUCCAACUAAAGGGAAAACAGUGCUCUUUGUUGGGGACCUCUCUUACGCGGAUAACUAUCCGAAUCAUGAUAAUGUUAGGUGGGAUACAUGGGGACGGUUUUUGGAGAGAAGUGCUGCCUAUCAAUCUUGGAUAUGGACUGCAGGAAAUCACGAGAUUGAUUUUGACCCUGAAAUUGGUGAAACUGAACCCUCCAAGCCCUAUACUCACAGGUAUCAUGUACCUUAUAAAGCAUCAAACAGCACGGCUCCCUUUUGGUACUCAAUCAAGAGGGCUUCAGCAUACAUAAUUGUCUUGUCUUCUUAUUCGGCAUACGGCAAAUACACUCCUCAAUACAAAUGGCUUGAGAAGGAGUUCCCAAAAGUAAACAGGAGUGAGACACCAUGGUUGAUUGUUUUAAUGCAUUCCCCAUGGUACAACAGCUACAACUAUCAUUACAUGGAAGGGGAAACCAUGAGAGUUAUGUGUGAGCCAUGGUUUGUACAAUACAAAGUAGACAUUGUGUUUGCCGGUCAUGUUCACGCAUAUGAACGAUCGGAACGUGUAUCCAACAUUGCUUACAACGUUGUAAAUGGCAUUUGUAGUCCUGUAAGUGAUCAAUCUGCGCCCGUGUACAUUACCAUUGGUGAUGGUGGAAAUCUUGAAGGCUUGGCAACCAACAUGACGGAGCCACAGCCAAAAUACUCAGCUUUCCGUGAGGCUAGUUUCGGUCAUGCCAUUUUUGAUAUUAAAAACCGAACUCAUUCUUACUUUAGUUGGCAUCGCAAUCAAGAUGGAUAUGCUGUAAAAGCUGAUUCCUUGUGGUUUUUCAACCGAUAUUGGCAUCCAGUUGACGAUUCUACAAGCGCCCAAUCUAAAUGAUAUAAACUUUAUAACUCAAAAACUUUUAUAAUAUCAUUCCAUAUAAUUCACUUUCAUGUCUUCCAUCCAUAUUUAGAA